This is a messenger RNA of Falco peregrinus (peregrine falcon), 3091 nucleotides long. It is a transcript of the gene TAC3, whose product is annotated as tachykinin precursor 3. The transcript is spliced from 4 exons. Lineage: Eukaryota; Metazoa; Chordata; Aves; Falconiformes; Falconidae. The record is from RefSeq and is a predicted model, not a curated record. Gene Ontology annotation, biological process: positive regulation of blood pressure; tachykinin receptor signaling pathway. Bases 2378 to 2740 code for a protein of 120 amino acids.
UUUUCUCUCCUCAUCGCUCAUCAAGCUCUCGGAGAGGUUUUUCUUUUAUCCUGUCCCCACAUGUCACCCGUGUUACCUUCAGGAGCUGACAUCUCCCCGUCACGUCAGCAUCAGCACCAGCUCCCAGGUGGGCCCUGCAGCAUCGACAUGGCUUGUCGUGCACGGGGGGCAUGUGUGGGCACGCGUGCCAGGGCACUUGGGCAGCGACUGCACGUGGGGCGGGCACGUGUGUGCGUGCGGGGGUACUUGACGGCAGGGAUGUACCCCAGCUGCGAGGGCUCCCCCCGCUUCCCGCCGUCGGCUGUGUCACAUCCCAGCCCAGGGACCUUCCCGCCUGUCUGCGGCGAGGGGCGAAAGCCAUAAACAAGCCCGCCGCAGCCCAGGGCACCGCGGCUCUUCGCAGCUGCAUCGCACUUGGCACCACAAAAGGUAGGUGUUAUUAAUUAAUUAGGCCGUCUCUGGCCAGGCUCCGAUUUAAUUAACGUCCCCAGCACUGCAGAUGCUGCCCUGCCCCGGGCUGUGCUGCCACGUGAGCCACCGCUGCCAGGCCGCCUUCCCGGGGGUCCGCCGCAGCCCCCGGUGCAGCCACCUGUUGCUCAGGCUGAAUUCGGCGGCUCUCACUUGUGUUCCCCCCAUGAAUCCCUCCGCUGCCGCCCCGACUUUUCCUCCCCAUCUUUCCCCUCUGCACACCCCAGCCCCCUGGCUGGGCGCGGGGGCCGUGGGGAUGGCUGGGGAUGGGGGUCAGGAUGCAGGACAACCCCAGCUCCCUGGAGGCCGAGUUGGGCUGGUGCUGGGGGGCUGGUGCUGGCCCUGUCUGGGUGACAGGAGGGGCUGGGGACAGGCAGCCCCCUGUGGGGCCAGAUGUGGGGCUGCCACAGCCUGUCAGAGCCAGGAGUGCUCCCUGUGGGCAGCACAGGACCAGGCAGGCUGGGACCCCUGGAACGGGACCUGGGGAGAUGGGCAGGGUGCGUGGCACAGAGUAUGCAUGUGUGUGAGCACACGUGUGUGCGCAGGCAAGUUGUAUGCGCGUGCAGAUGUGAUCAUCUGCACGCAUGUGUAUCGUGUCCAUGUGGUGGGAGCUCGACUGACCCCCGCUGCGGCGUGAGACCUCCCAAAACCCCACUGUGGAGCGACAGACACAACCGCUCCCACCACGCGUGUGCCAAUGACUGCGUCGUGCUGGGGUGUGCAUGUCCCCCCACGCCUGCAGCGCGAGGAGGGGCUGGGGGCUGCAUGGGCACCGCACCUGUGUGCUGGCCCCCUACCACGGGGUGCGGUGGGACGCUGGUGUGCCUGCUUGGGCACGCUUGUGUCGUGGUAUGACUCUGCGUGUGUAAGCGGUGCCUGUCGGUGACAUGGUGCCUGCGUGGGCGUGAAGCUGCAGGGUGAGGGUACCACUCCCCCCCAGCCCCCAUUGGCGGCUCUCCUCUCACCCACCCACGCCGUGCCAUGGGCAGAGCCCCUUAUUUAACACCGCACGGCAGCCAGCACCCCGGUACUUUGCCUCCUGGCUGAACCCGUGCCGGGAGAGCCGUUGGCACAGCCUGCUGCCGCUGCCCACCUUGCCUCGCCGCUGCCCACCUCGCCUCGCCACAUCUCCUGCUCCACAGCUGCCGGCAGCGAGGGUCACACUGCCCCCAGCCCCACGCCAGCCGACACCUGAGGGCUCAGCAGGUCUGUGCCUCUGCGGCACGCGGCCCUGGGGGCUUCCCGGGGUUCCUGGGGGGCUGCUGCACCCCAUCCUCACCCAGCUCAGCUGGGAGAAAGCAGAAGGGAGAGGGGGGAGUUGGUGGAGGUGCUGGGGAGGGCACGGGCCGGGGGGAGAGAUGGGGUGAAGAUGCUGCUUGAAUUUGGGGAGGGCUUCGGGGGGGCUCAGGAAGCAGGUCUGGGUCUGGGAUGUGGCUGUCAGCAUGUGCGUGGCAGUGCGUGCGUGUGCCAGGGGACACGCGUGUGUUGGGCUGAGCCUGAGCCCAUGUUUGCGAUCCCUGUGUGCCUGCAGCGUGUGCGCGUCCAGCACCGCGGGCAUGGCUGGUGGCACCACGGGCAUGGCUGGUGGCACGGGACCCCCGGGGCCGCAGCAGAGCCGUGUCCCCCCGCGACUCUGCCAUGCGCCCUGGUAACGUGUCCCCCCAAGGUGCUGGCAGGGUGCUACCAGCCACAGCUCGCGGGGAGGGGGGGAAGCGGAUUUACCACCACCCCCCUCCCCACCACCCCGGGGAAGCGAUGCGGUCCCUCCGGCCGCAGAUAACGGGUGGGGGUCCCACCACCCUCAGCCCCCCCGUCUCCCGUGUCGCUGCUUUCCCUCCCCAGCGCUUGGCCCGGUCCCGGGCUCGUCCCACGGCUGACCGCCGCCCCCCGCCCCCCCUUCCCCACGAGGAUGAGGAGCCGCCCGGUGCUGGCAGCGCUGCUGGUCCUGGCGUUGUCGCUCGCCCUCGCCCGCCGCCCCCCCGCCCCCGCGCCGGGGUCCGCGCAGGGGAUGCCCGUCCCGGAGCCGGUGCCCUGGGGAGCCCGCGGCAGCCCCGGGGCCGCCUACGCCGCCCUGCUGCAGCUGCUGCGGGAGGAGGACGCCGGUCCCCCCACGGCUCCGCAGAAGCGGGACAUGCACGACUUCUUCGUGGGGCUCAUGGGGAAGCGGGCGGCAGAGCCCGGGCGGCCGGCGGGGCGGGGGAGCGGCGGCCCGUCCCCCCGGUGCUCCUCGGGCCCCCCCGCGGCCGGCGGGACCCCGCUGCGGGCGGCCUGAGCCGCGGGGCUGGACGGGACGCGCCUCGCGGCCCCCACCCACGGGGCACCGGCGUGGGCCGUGCUCUGGGCCGCCGAGGCGAGGCACCGGCUGGGGGGGGGGCGGGGGGCGGCCCGGGCGCGCCUGCACCCACCGACCCGUCGUGGGACCCACCGGGGCCGGAGCCGCGCUUGGAGCUGGUCCGACCCACGCGCGCGUGUCCUUGCACCCGCGGCCGUGCCCGCCGGUGCACACUCACCCUUGCACACCAGCCCGUGCACGCCCGCCCUUGCACACCCACCCGUGCACACGCACCCGUGCACACCCGCCCUUGCACACCCGCCCGUGCGCACCGUGUGUAUCCCCCCUGUA